This is a messenger RNA of Hipposideros armiger (great roundleaf bat), 3345 nucleotides long. It is a transcript of the gene SMYD4, whose product is annotated as SET and MYND domain containing 4. The coding region runs from base 15 to 2294 and encodes 759 amino acids. Lineage: Eukaryota; Metazoa; Chordata; Mammalia; Chiroptera; Hipposideridae. The record is from RefSeq and is a predicted model, not a curated record. Gene Ontology annotation, cellular component: cytoplasm; nucleus. Gene Ontology annotation, biological process: heart development. Gene Ontology annotation, molecular function: histone deacetylase binding. The transcript is spliced from 10 exons.
AGACUUAAAAUAGCAUGGAUCUGCCCGUGGAUGAGUGGAAAUCAUACCUAUUUCAGAAGUGGUCUUUGCUCCCAAAGUCCAUUCAGUUCACAAUUUCUACAGCAGAGACUUUGAGCGAUGUCUUUCUUCACUCCUCUUCGCUUCUUCAAUCUGAGGAUGAGAUGUUUUUAAAAAGGCUUUCUAUGGAUUAUCUUGUGGGAAAGGACCCCAACGCUCCCCUUUUCUACAGAGAAGAAGGAAAUAAAAAAUUUCAGGAGAAGGAUUAUAUGGGAGCCGCAGUUCUAUAUUCUAAGGGAGUAUCGCACUCAGGGCCUAACACUGAGGACAUUUCGCUGUGUUAUGCCAAUCGCUCUGCAGCCCUCUUCCACCUGGGUCAGUAUGAAACGUGUCUUAAAGACAUCAUCAGAGCACAGACGCAUGGGUAUCCAGAAAGAUUGCAACCCAAGAUGAUGCUGCGUAAGGCAGAGUGUCUGGUGACACUGGGGAGACUACAGGAGGCAAGUCAGGCCAUCAGUGAUCUCGAAUGUAACCUCACCGCCAAACCAAUCCUAACAGCUUCCCAAUUUCAGAUUCUGCAGAGAAAUCUCGGUCAUCUGAAAAUGAAGGUACAAGAAAAGGAGAAUAUCACAGAAACCUUCCCAGCAGCUCUAACCAAAGCCUUUGAGGAUAUGGACCUAAGGGAAGAGAAUGAACAAAUUUCCAGUGCAUCAUCAUCUGUGAGGUUAUGUACAGACCCUUUAAAGGGCCGCUACCUGAUUGCCACAAAAGAUAUUCUCCCAGGAGAGCUCCUGGUGAAGGAGGAUGCUUUUGUGAGUGUCCUUAACCCGGGAGAAAUGCCACCACUGCAUCAUGGCCUGGAGAGCAAAUGGGAUACCAGAGUUACCAAUGGGGAUGUCUACUGUCACAGAUGUUUGAAGCACACUUUGGCCACGGUUCCCUGUGACGGAUGCAGCUAUGCCAAGUACUGCAGCCAAGAGUGUCUGCAGCAGGCCUGGGAUCUCUACCAUAGCAUAGAAUGUUCUCUAGGGGGGCUGCUUCUCACACUGGGGGUCUUUUGCCACGUUGCCCUGAGGUCAACUCUUAUAGCUAGAUUUGAGGAUGUUGACAACGUCAUAAAGAAGCUUCGUGGAGAGAUUAGAAACAAGGACAUCUGUUUACCUGAAAGCAAGACUCUGGUGCAAACCAGUGAUGACCUGGGAGGGGAGGGUGAGAAAAAUGGCAAAAGGUUUGAGACCCCAAUUCCUGGAUGUGAUAUUAAUGGGAAGUAUGGAAAUAAUUAUAAUGCUGUCUUCAAUCUUUUGCCUCAUACUGAAAACCAGAAGCCAGAGCACAAAUUCCUCUGUGCUCUAAGUGUUUCUGCGCUGUGCAGGCAGCUGGACACAACCAGUUUACAGACCCUCACAACAGGUUUGAAAUCAUCUCAGCCGAAAGCAGCAAUGGUUCCUGCGUUGUGUCAAGAGUUGCAUAUUUGGGGAGUGGCCAUGCUGAGACACAUGUUACAGCUACAGUGUAAUGCUCAGGCAAUAACUACCAUACAGCAAACAGAAUCUAAAGAGAACGUCAUUACCAACAGCAGGCAGGUCCGCCUUGCCACGGGCAUCUUCCCUGUUGUCAGCCUCCUGAACCAUUCCUGCAGCCCCAAUACCAGCGUGUCCUUCAUCAGCACUGUCGCUACCGUUCGGGCAUCAGAGCAGAUUGGAAAAGGGCAAGAGAUUCUCCACUGCUAUGGGCCUCACGAGAGCAGGAUGGGUGUUGCUGAAAGGCAAAAGAAGCUGAGGUCUCAGUAUUUCUUUGACUGCAACUGCCCAGCCUGUCAAAAUGAGCAGCACAGACCCGCUGCAGGGCCCAGGUGGGAAGCAUUCUGUUGCAGCCGUUGCAGAGCGCUCAUGCAGGGAGAUGAUAUGCUAAGCUGUAACAACGCAUCUUGUACGGAAGCAGUCAGCAGGGAUCACCUCGUCUCUCAGCUGCAGGACCUUCAGCAGCAGGUUGGGAUGGCCCAGAAGCUCCUAAGAAAUGGUAAACUAGAGCGAGCCAUUCAGCUAUUGUUGGGGUGCCAGCAUGAUGCUGAGAGCUUCCUGUCAGCGGAACACAGCAUGGUAGGCGCAAUCGAGGAUGACCUGGCCCAGGCCUAUGCCGCCUUAGGGGACUGGCAAAAGUCAGCUACCCAUCUCCAGAGGAGCCUCCAAGUGGUCGAGGUUCGCCACGGGCCGUCCAGUGUUGAAAUGGGCCACGAGCUCUUCAAACUGGCCCAAAUCUUUUUCAAUGGGAAAGAUCCUUUCCUUCUGUUUUGCUGACAAAUUUGAAGCUGUAGAAUUUCCUCCUGAGAAAUGUGGGGAAAGCUCUUAGCUCGGAAGGGAGUUUCCUAGGGAGAACUGCCACGCAGCCCCGCCGCCCACAUCAUAGCAGUUCUUCUCAGUCCUCCCUGCUUACUCACACCUCCCUCGAUGUUCUCAUUCUCAGCACCCUCAACUCCAGGGGCUCUUUCUUCUCCAUGGUCCUAUUCCUGUUAAAGCAGUUGUUUUCAACCAGGAGUAAUUUUGCCCCCCGCUAGGGGGCUUUUGGCAAUGUCUGGAGACAUUUUUGAUUGUCAUGACUCAGAGUAGAGGCCAGAGGUGCUGCUAAACAUCCCACAGUGCACAGGACAAGCCCCCACAGCUAAAAAUUAUCCAGCCUUAAAUGUCAGAAGUGUCAAGGUUGAGAAGCCCUGCUUUAAAGGUUAAAAGGAAAGCGCCAUGCUUUAAAGGUGAAAGGGAAGGUUAGAAGGAAAGGUUAAAAGUGAUGAGUUGAUGCCUCAUCCACGUUUGCAACUGAGAUCUUUGGGAGGCCCUAAUUUCAGUAUUUCUGGAUGGAAUGCCUCCAGCCUUGAUAAAACUGCCAUUAGUGUACAUUGGUGAGAGAAAGUGUUUGAAGCUUGAUCCUAAGAUUAUGAAUGAUGGGUGGACCUGACACCCGAGACAUAGAGACAGUCCAUUUAGUGAGAGAGAGAGAGACAAAAGGGCUGCAGAGUUAAGUCUAGGGCAGACUGGGUUACUGUAGAUGAAGACCCCUGAGUAAACGUUGGGGUAAAUAUCAGAUUAAUGCUUUGAGAUUUGGCUGUUUCUCAAGAUCCUGGAAUCUUUAUACUUUUUUGUCAUAACUUUAUUCUCCAACUCCGCCUUGCAGUGGGUUUGUAAAAGACUGUAAGAUCCUUGAGGACCAAAAUGAUCUACUUUAUAUGCUUCACAGGGUGUGAGUAGGCCCUCAAUUAAUGUUUGCUUGAUUGAAUGAAUGGAUUCAUUCCCCUUACCUUCUUUGGUGCAGGUUUGCAAUACCCGAAGCUCUGAACACAAUACAAAAAGCAGAGAA